This is a messenger RNA of Lactuca sativa (garden lettuce), 642 nucleotides long. RefSeq names its product Cytochrome C oxidase copper chaperone (COX17). Gene Ontology annotation, cellular component: mitochondrial intermembrane space. The record is from RefSeq and is a predicted model, not a curated record. Gene Ontology annotation, molecular function: copper chaperone activity; copper ion binding. NCBI's taxonomy places the organism in Eukaryota, Viridiplantae, Streptophyta, Magnoliopsida, Asterales, Asteraceae.
UCACCAUAACCGGUUUGAACUUUGACGCGCACAGACAGACACAUCUCUAGGUCGUCCCUCCACCCCAGCUCCGCCACGUCGACCCUCCGCCUACAGCUCCGCCGCUUCGGCCCUCCGCCUACAGCUACGCCGUUCGUCCCUCCGCCUACAGCUCCUGCAUCUUCCCUCCGCCUACAGCUCCGCCGCCUUGGCCUACCCCCUGCUCACCCCGUUACUCUCUGAUUAGGAACUUGUAAUAUGAGUGGAUUACAGACACAAGACUUCCCUUCUACAUUAAGAUUAACAAAAGCACCAAAAGAUGUAAUGGCAGAACCUGAAUCAAAGCCAAAGAAGAAAAUCUGUUGUGCUUGCCCUGACACUAAGAAACUCAGGGAUGAAUGUGUUGUUGAGCAUGGUGAAUCAGCUUGCUCAAAAUGGAUUGAAGCUCAUCGAUUGUGCCUUCGUUCUGAAGGCUUCAAUGUAUGAAUUCAAAUCAGAGAUUUCAAAUAGAAGGAGACAAAUCCAGAAUAAAUGAUUUUUUAUUGAUUACGUUAUUGAGUUACAAAAAGGUCGAACAUUUUUUUGAUAUGUUUUGUUGUUUUGCACACUAUUGAAUAUUGAUUGAAUCUUAAUAAGAAACACAGAGUAAGUGUUCUCAUUUAA